GUUGACACGUAAACAUUGCCGGAACAAAACACAACCUCAUCAGCUUCAUCUCUUUUUUGAAGCUACAAACAAACGUACGUUAACGGUGCCAAUGUCCACCGUCAGAAUUCAAGUUUCGGCGUGCGCUCUUUCCGCUACCGUCAAUCACCUUCGAUAUCGCCCAAACUACGUCGUUUCAACCAGCCACUUCAACAACCAUUUCAGCUUCAAACCCCUCAGAGUAUCAAUGUCUUCCGUUCCUCCUUCCGAGCCAUUGGAAGUUGUUGUCAAAGCUUCUAUCACAACACCGAACAAGAUCGGAGACUGCCCUUUUAGCCAAAGGGUAUUGCUGACACUGGAGGAAAAACAUUUGCCUUAUGACCCAAAAUUGGUGAAUUUAGCCAACAAACCAGAAUGGUUCCUUGAAAUAAGUCCUGAAGGUAAAGUUCCUGUAAUAAAGUUUGAUGGGAAAUGGGUUCCGGAUUCAGAUGUAAUCACACAAACAUUGGAAGAGAAGUAUCCUAGCCCACCAUUGAUUACUCCACCUGAAAAGGCUACAAUUGGUUCAAAGAUCUUUUCUACAUUUAUUGGAUUUCUCAAGAGCAAAGAUUCCAAUGAUGGAACAGAACAAGCAUUGCUAAAUGAACUGAGCUCUUUCAAUGAUUACAUCAAGGAAAAUGGUCCUUUUAUCAAUGGGAAAGACAUAUCUGCAGCUGACCUGUCACUUGGACCAAAGCUAUACCAUUUGGAAAUUGCUUUGGGGCAUUAUAAGAAAUGGACAAUACCUGAUUCACUUACCUUUUUGAAGUCUUACAUAAAGGAUAUUUUCUCGAGGGAAUCGUUCAUCAACACACGUGCACAACCGCAAGAUGUCAUUGAAGGUUGGCGUCCUAAAGUGGAGGGUUGAUUAUAUGCUACUCUUUCUUUCAUUUGCUUGAGACUCUAAGGGUACAUGCUACUCUAGUUGGGUAUAUAUUCAGCAGCAUUCUAUCAAGAGCUGAAUACCAAUAUUGUUAUAUAUUGUAGCCGUGAUUGUUCACUGUCAACUAAAGCAUACUUGUUUUUUCUUUCUUUCUUAAGAAUAGUUGGCCAGAGAUUGUAACAUGUUAGGGAGAGAGGUCAUGAAGACUGUAUGUAGAGAUAAAUAAUUGCAUUAUGCGAAGAGAAAUUGGAAUUACAUCCAUCCCUAACCUAGCUAGUGUUCGGCUAAGAAAAAUUUGGCUCCUCAAAAGUGAAUAAAUCAAUGUUUAAUAUA
This is a messenger RNA of Cicer arietinum (chickpea), 1234 nucleotides long. The record is from RefSeq and is a predicted model, not a curated record. NCBI's taxonomy places the organism in Eukaryota, Viridiplantae, Streptophyta, Magnoliopsida, Fabales, Fabaceae.